Camellia sinensis is the source of this 4868-nucleotide messenger RNA. RefSeq names its product pleiotropic drug resistance protein 2. NCBI's taxonomy places the organism in Eukaryota, Viridiplantae, Streptophyta, Magnoliopsida, Ericales, Theaceae. Gene Ontology annotation, molecular function: ABC-type transporter activity; ATP hydrolysis activity; ATP binding. Gene Ontology annotation, cellular component: membrane. The record is from RefSeq and is a predicted model, not a curated record.
AUUGCUCAAACCUAAUGGUCAUGUUUCGCAACAACUCCUUCACAUAAUCUAAACUUUCUUGUCCACCGAAGUGGGCAACAACACCACAUAUCUAUCUAUAUCUAAACUUUCUCUAUAUAUUUACACGCAAUCGUUUAUCCAUUGAAGCUUCUUUAAUUAUCAUUAUCCAUCUGUAUGCAUGUAUGUGCCAUUUUUUUCUUUUGAAAAUUCACUGCUCUAUGAAUUGAAUUCUGUUGGAAACACAGAGAGGAUUUGAGAUUUUUGUCAUUUUUUUUCCAUGUGAAAUUUCACAUCUUUUCUUGUUGUUGAGUGUGUGAAAAAGUUUUGAACUCGAAAAGAGUGAAAUUUCACGCUUAGAGUGGGCCGAACAUGGCGGCUGCAUUUGUGGGAGAAGACUUGGGGUCGUUGAGCAGGCGGUUGAGUGUUGGUUCGCUCAGCCGGAGGAGUUGGGCCUCGGUCAGUCUCCGGGAAGUGUGGAGUGCUGGCGGGACCGACGUGUUCCAUAGGAGCAAGAGGGAGGAUGAUGAGGAGGAGCUCAAGUGGGCCGCCAUCGAGCGUCUCCCGACCCUUGAUAGAGUGAGGAAAGGAAUUUUGAAGCAAGUUUUGGAUAAUGGAAGGGUAGUCCAUGAAGAAGUUGAUGUUGCACACCUUGGAAUUCAAGAUAAGAAACAUCUCAUGGAGGGCAUACUCAAAGCUGCGGAAACUGAUAAUGAAAGGUUUCUUCAAAGGCUCCGAGCCCGGACCGAUAGAGUUGGAAUUGAUAUCCCAAAAGUUGAAGUCCGGUUUGAGAAUUUAUCCAUAGAAGGAGAUGUAUAUGUUGGUUCAAGGGCACUUCCCACUCUGCUAAAUUCUACUUUGAAUGCAAUACAGGACCUUCUUGGAUUAAUAAAGCUUCUACCAUCUAAGAAAAGGGUUAUCAAGAUACUCCAAGAUGUGAGCGGAAUUGUGAAGCCAUCGAGGAUGACAUUACUGCUGGGGCCUCCAGGCUCUGGAAAGACCACAUUGCUCAAGGCACUUGCUGGAAAGAUGGACAGGGAUUUAAGGGCGACAGGAAAGAUAACAUAUUGUGGUCAUGAAAUGUUUGAGUUUAUUCCUCAGAGAACCUCUGCGUAUAUUAGCCAACAUGAUCUUCACUAUGGUGAGAUGACAGUGAGAGAGACAUUGGAUUUCGCAGGACGUUGUUUGGGAGUUGGAACUAGAUAUGAACUGCUUAUAGAAUUGUCGAGGAGAGAAAAAAAUGCAGGAAUUAAACCAGACCCUGAAAUCGAUGCAUUCAUGAAAGCCAUUGCCAUGGCUGGCCAAGAAUCUAGUUUGGUGACAGACUAUGUCAUCAAGAUCCUUGGAUUGGAUAUCUGUGCUGAUAUUUUCGUGGGUGAUGAGAUGAGGAGGGGUAUUUCUGGUGGACAAAAGAAGCGACUCACAACUGGAGAAAUGUUGGUUGGACCAGCGAAAGUGUUUUUCAUGGAUGAAAUCUCAACCGGUCUUGAUAGUUCAACCGCUUUCCAAAUUACAAAAUACAUGAGGCAGAUGGUUCAUAUCAUGGAUGUAACAAUGAUAGUGUCUCUUCUACAACCUGCACCUGAAACUUAUGAUCUUUUCGAUGACAUCAUUCUUCUUUCAGAGGGUCAAAUUGUCUACCAAGGUCCAUGUGAGAAUGUUCUCGAUUUCUUUGAGAGAGUGGGAUUCAAAUGCCCAGAAAGAAAAGGAGUUGCAGACUUUCUCCAAGAAGUUACUUCUAAAAAGGACCAAGAACAGUAUUGGUUCAAAAAAGAUGAGCCUUACCGGUGUAUUUCAGUACCUGAAUUCGUGCAACGUUUUCACUCUUUGGACAUUGGGCAAAAGCUUUAUGAUGAACUUGGAACUCCUUAUGACAAAAAUAAAGCCCAUCCUGCUGCACUGGUGACCAAAAAGUAUGGUAUCUCCAGCAAAGACCUCUUCAAGGCGUGCUUGGCGAGGGAAUGGUUGUUGAUGAAACGCAACUCUUUCCUAUACAUAUUCAAGACUACCCAGAUCACAAUUAUGUCAAUAAUUGCUUUCACUGUGUUCUUUAGAACAGAAAUGAAAUCGGGUCAACUACAAGAUGGAAGUAAAUUUUAUGGUGCACUAUUUUUCAGUCUUAUGAACGUGAUGUUUAAUGGGAUGACUGAGCUCGCCUUGACUACCAUGUCGCUUCCUGUAUUCUUUAAACAAAGAGAUUCCUUGUUUUUCCCAGCAUGGGCUUUUGCUGUACCAAUUUGGCUUCUUCGUAUCCCUGUCUCAGCUUUGGAAACAGGAAUAUGGCUCAUUCUCACAUAUUAUACUAUCGGAUUUGCUCCAGCUGCUAGUAGGUUUUUUCGCCAAUUGUUGGUAUUAUUUGGUGUGCAUCAGGCAGCCUUGUCUCUCUUCCGUUUCAUUGCAGCCUUGGCAAGAAAAAUGAUUGUUGCAACCACUUUGGGUACCUUCGUGUUGCUAAUUGUUUUUGUCCUCGGUGGAUUCAUUGUUGCCAAAAAUGACCUUCCACCAUGGAUGAUAUGGGGCUAUUAUAUAUCUCCUAUGACAUAUGGACAAAAUGCCAUAUCAAUGAAUGAAUUUCUCGAUAAAAGAUGGAGCAUGCGAAAUAACGACACGAGAUUUCUUGAGCAUACAGUUGGAAAGGUUCUUCUCAAGGCUAGGGGCAUGUUUGUGGAUGAAUAUAUGUUUUGGGUUUGUGUCGCUGCACUCUUUGGAUUCUCUGUGCUCUUCAAUAUCUGCUUUAUAGCAGCACUGACCUUUUUGAAUCCUUUAGCUGAAUCUAAAUCACUUGUUGUGGAUGAGGAUGAUAAAAGUAAGAAAAAGAAGUGUCUAUUCUCUAAGAAAGAUAGGAGUUCAGAAUCAGCAGUCCCAUCUUUUGAAGGUAUCAAUAUGGUAGUGAGGAAUACAAGAGACACCAAGUUAAAUGACAAAGAUGUUGCAACCGGGAGAAGAGGAAUGGUCCUUCCUUUCACGCCUUUAUCACUUGCAUUCGAUCAUGUGAAUUACUAUGUCGAUAUGCCUUCUGAAAUGAAGAGCAAGGGAAUUGAAGAGACUCGUCUCCAACUGUUGCGAGAUGCCAGUGGUGCUUUCAGGCCUGGUAUCCUAACAGCAUUGGUUGGUGUGACUGGUGCUGGAAAGACCACCUUGAUGGAUGUCCUUGCAGGAAGAAAAACAGGAGGCUACAUUGAAGGAAGUAUCAGCAUUUCCGGCUAUCCAAAGAAUCAAACAACUUUUGCUCGCGUUAGCGGUUACUGUGAACAGACUGAUAUCCAUUCCCCACAUGUUACUGUUUAUGAAUCCAUUGUUUACUCUGCUUGGUUGCGCCUAGCCCCGGAUGUAAAUAAGGAAACACGAAAGAUGUUUGUUGAGGAAGUAAUGGAGUUAGUUGAGUUGACCCUAAUAAAGGAUUUUCUUGUUGGCCUUCCUGGAGUAGAUGGUCUUUCAACUGAACAGAGAAAGAGGCUCACCAUAGCCGUAGAGCUAGUUGCCAAUCCGUCUAUCAUUUUCAUGGAUGAGCCAACAUCAGGCCUUGAUGCUAGAGCUGCUGCAAUUGUGAUGCGAACUGUGAGAAACACUGUGGACACAGGCAGAACUGUUGUUUGCACCAUUCAUCAGCCAAGCAUAGACAUUUUUGAAUCUUUUGAUGAGCUCUUGUUGAUGAAGAGAGGAGGGCAAGUCAUUUAUGCUGGGCCUCUUGGUCGGAAUUCUCACUUGCUAGUAGAGUAUUUUGAAUCUAUCCCCGGGGCACCCAAAAUUAAAGAUGGUGUUAAUCCUGCUACAUGGAUGCUAGAGGUCACUGCUUCUUCAGUUGAGGCGCAACUUGGUGUGGAUUUUGCAGAAAUCUUUGCCAAAUCUGAUUUGUAUCAGAGGAAUCAGGAACUCAUAAAAAAUCUGAGCAUGCCAGCACCAGGGUCCCAGGACCUAUAUUUUCCUACUAAAUACUCACAACCAUUCAUUACUCAAUGCAAGGCUUGCUUCUGGAAACAGCAUUGGUCCUACUGGAGGAAUCCACAAUACAAUGCCACUCGCUUUCUCAUGACAACCGCUAUCGGUAUUAUAUUUGGAUUUAUUUUCUGGAAAAAAGGAGAACAAACGCACAAACAACAAGACCUUACGAAUCUACUCGGAGCUAUGUAUGUUGCUGUCAUGUUUCUCGGAGGAACAAAUACUUCAGGAGUGCAGACUAUCGUGGCAAUCGAAAGAGCAGCGUUCUAUCGUGAAAGAGCAGCGGGGAUGUAUUCAGAAAUGCCUUAUGCAUUGGCUCAUGUGGCAAUAGAGACCAUCUAUGUUGCAAUCCAAACUUUCAUUUAUAGUCUUAUCAUUUACUCAAUGAUUGGAUUCCAUUGGCAAGCCGGCAAAUUCUUGUGGUUUUACUUCUAUGUAAUGAUGUGCUUUGUCUACUUCACAUUAUACGGGAUGAUGCUCGUAGCACUCACUCCAAGUUACCAAAUUGCUGCCAUCUGCAUGACCUUCUUUAUGAACUUCUGGAAUCUGUUCUCUGGAUUCAUGAUUGCCAGGACGCAAAUCCCAAUAUGGUGGAGGUGGUACUACUGGGCUUCACCUGUGGCGUGGAGUAUCUAUGGCCUCGUGACGUCUCAGAUGGGCAAGAACAUGGAUAAAGUUGAAAUACCAGGUGAAGAUUCUAUCACCGUGAAGGCUUACCUUGAGAAGUUCUUGGGCUAUGAUUAUAAUUUCCUUGGAGUUGUAGCUGCGGUUCAUGUUGGUUGGGUCAUUCUCUUCUUCUUCGUCUUUUCCUAUGGCAUCAAGUUUCUUAACUUCCAAAGGCGAUAAUUCAGAAACCUUAGAACUUGAGAAGUUUUUAAGGUACUAUUUUAGAACUUGAGAAUAUUUUUGUACGUAACUCUGCAAGCAUAUAU